AUGGCAGUGAACUACAGCGCGAAGGAGGAGGCGGACGGGCACCCCUCGGGCGGCGUCGGGAUGCCGGGCGGCGGGGCCGUGGGCGGCGGCAGCGGCGGGGCCGUGAAGACCCGCAAGCCCGAUAACACGGCUUUCAAGCAGCAGCGGCUGCCGGCCUGGCAGCCCAUCUUGACGGCGGGCACGGUGCUGCCGGCCUUCUUCAUCAUCGGCCUCAUCUUCAUCCCCAUCGGCAUCGGCAUCUUCGUCACUUCCAACAACAUCCGCGAGUACGAGAUUGACUACACAGGAACAGAGCCUUCUAGUCCCUGCAACAAAUGUUUAAAUGUGUCCUGGGACAGCACACCACCUUGUACUUGCACCAUCAAUUUCACACUAGAACAUUCAUUUGAGAGCAAUGUAUUCAUGUAUUAUGGACUUUCCAACUUCUAUCAAAACCAUCGUCGUUACGUGAAAUCUCGAGAUGACAGCCAGCUAAAUGGAGAUAACAGUUCACUACUUAAUCCAAGUAAGGAAUGUGAGCCUUACCGCACAAAUGAGGACAAACCCAUUGCUCCUUGUGGAGCUAUUGCCAACAGUAUGUUUAAUGAUACAUUGGAAUUAUACCGCAUUGAUAAUGACACAAGGAUUCCUAUUACUUUGAUUAAAAAAGGCAUUGCAUGGUGGACGGAUAAAAAUGUGAAGUUCAGGAAUCCUACAGGAGAUGGAAAUAACUUAACUGCGCUUUUCCAAGGCACAACAAAACCUGUAAACUGGCCCAAGCCAGUGUAUAUGCUGGACUCAGAGCCUGACAAUAAUGGCUUUAUCAAUGAAGACUUCAUUGUGUGGAUGCGUACUGCUGCUCUGCCAACAUUUCGCAAGCUGUAUCGUCUCAUUGAAAGGAAGAAUAAUUUACAGCCUACCUUGCAAGCUGGAAAAUAUUCUUUGGAUAUUGCAUACAAUUAUCCUGUACACAGUUUUGAUGGACGAAAAAGAAUGAUCCUAAGCACCAUCUCGUGGAUGGGAGGCAAAAAUCCUUUUCUGGGAAUUGCUUACAUCACUGUUGGGUCCAUAUGCUUCUUCUUAGGAGUUGUAUUGCUGAUCAUCCAUCACAAAUACGGAAAUCGAAACACUAGUGCAGACAUUCCCAAUUAGUCUUGCAUUCUGAAAACAAAUGUACUGCAUGUGCAUCAAGGCCAGUCCGGAACGGACCCAGUUUUUGAAAGAUAAAUCUCUGCUUCUGUCACUUCUGAGACUGGGUACAUAAUUUUUAUCUAAUGCUCCCCUUUCCCAUACUGUGGAUUAACUCUUGGAAAUGACGGGUAUACAAUUAGCUAUAUUGAUUGUAUCUCUGCCUAAUACAGACACAAUUUUUCUGGUAUUUGCCUCUAACUGGGCAGGCCACACGAUGCAUAUAGCUCCUGUUCCCUUGAUGCAUCUGCUGCUUGUUCAUGUGCUGUGUAAUGUUGGUAUGAUUCAGUACAUAUAGAUUGUGUGGAGAAAGACUGUUAUACUGUAAAUUGUUAACUUUCUGGAAUUCAGGUGUCAGU
Messenger RNA from Gavia stellata (red-throated loon), 1526 nucleotides. It is a transcript of the gene CDC50A, whose product is annotated as transmembrane protein 30A. The transcript has 7 exons. Gene Ontology annotation, cellular component: Golgi apparatus; endoplasmic reticulum; plasma membrane. NCBI's taxonomy places the organism in Eukaryota, Metazoa, Chordata, Aves, Gaviiformes, Gaviidae. The record is from RefSeq and is a predicted model, not a curated record. Bases 1 to 1131 code for a protein of 376 amino acids. Gene Ontology annotation, biological process: phospholipid translocation.